AGGAAAGACCACAAACUGAGUCUUCUAAGGUAGCUGAUAUUGCCGUAGCCUGCUUGUUUAUUUGUUGAUUUAAUUCUUAUCCUUUGGGUACACAUGGCACAGCCAAGCAGAAAAACAGAAUAAGGUAAAGAGCUGAGUGUGGAGCCUCCCGAGCCUGUGGGUACAUGACGCAGAUGGUUGUGUAUGUGAGUGUAUGUGUGCAUAGAGAAAGGUAAGACUAACACAGACGACAGAAGGGAGCUUUGUGUGCUUUCUCAUAUCCAGCUUCGCUCACUUUCUAUCUCUCAGUUCGAUUUCAGGCAUCAUAAACAUGCAGUGGCUCCUUUUGACUCUCUUCACUACUUACUAUCAGCAGUUUCUUUGCAGGGCAGAAGAGCAAGUGAACUCAUUGAUGGCAACGGACAAGGCAGCAGACAAGGGGGAGAAUGUCCAACGAAAGGAGUUUUGUCACUGGCCAUGUAAAUGCUCCAAUAAACGUGUAUGCCCCAUGGGAACAAGCCUGGUGAAAGACGGUUGUGGAUGCUGUAAGAUCUGUGCUAAACAACUGGGGGAAAGUUGCAAUGAAGCAGAGGUGUGUGAUCAACACAGAGGUCUGUACUGCGACUUCUCAGCUGAUGCCCCAAAAUUUGAAGUUGGGAUGUGCAAAUAUAUGUAUGCUGUUGGAUGUGAACUGAACGGGGUGCUUUAUCAGAAUGGACAAACUUUUCAGCCAAGUCCCUUUUACACCUGUCUUUGUAUAGGUGACAUAAUUGGAUGCUCUCCACUGCUUAAUUCCAAACAAGAUGGAAGCCAAUGCACAGAGUCUACAGACGUCACAAAAAAAAAGUCUGACUUAUCAAACUGUGCUCUAGAGAAGAACGCAGCUAUGACAGAAAACAAACUUAUACCAGUGUACAAGAUUUUACCACUUGUUUGGAAAAAGAAAUGCCUUGUCCAAGCAACCCAAUGGAGUCCAUGUUCCAAAACAUGUGGCAUGGGGAUCUCUAUCAGAGUUACCAACGAAAACAGCAAAUGUGAAAUGACAAAAGAAAAAAGACUAUGCUACCUACGACCAUGUAAUACUACUAUGCUUAGUGCUAUAAAGAUCCCAAAAGGAAAAACGUGUCAACCUACAUUUAAAGAACCGCAACCUGUUAAAUUGACGUUAUCAGAGUGUUCAACCGAACGGAGCUAUAGACCCACUUAUUGUGGUGUGUGUACAGAUCGAAGAUGCUGUAUCCCCAACAAGUCUAAAAUGAUAACAGUCCAAUUCCACUGUCAAAACGAAGGUUCCUUCAGAUGGAAAAUGAUGUGGAUCACAUCUUGUGUUUGUCAGAAGACUUGUAUUAACCCAGGAGACAUAUUUGCUCAUCUUAAAAUUUUGUCAGCAAGUCAAAAGCAGCAAGUCAAAAGCAUCGGAGCCAAAGUAUCAGCAUGACCUAGCAUUCUCAGGAGAUGUCAGCGCCCAUAUUUUUUUCAUGGCAGUUCUUCUUAAAAUACAAAGUUCAAUUUACAUUUUAUUUGUACAUAUUUAUUGUGUUAGUAUAUAUUUUGUGAAUUUAUGUUACUUAUGAGAUUCAUAAAGGUUACCGUGGAUUUAAAAAAAAUAAAAUAAAAAAGAAUCAAAUUGUUAUAAACCCACAAAAACCAUGUAUGCAUAAUUUGAUUUGGACAGCAAAUAAACCUUUAUGACUUCAAAAUA
Messenger RNA from Rana temporaria (common frog), 1681 nucleotides. It is a transcript of the gene CCN6, whose product is annotated as cellular communication network factor 6. The transcript is spliced from 6 exons. Gene Ontology annotation, molecular function: integrin binding; heparin binding. Bases 311 to 1417 code for a protein of 368 amino acids. The record is from RefSeq and is a predicted model, not a curated record. NCBI's taxonomy places the organism in Eukaryota, Metazoa, Chordata, Amphibia, Anura, Ranidae. Gene Ontology annotation, cellular component: extracellular matrix; extracellular region. Gene Ontology annotation, biological process: cell adhesion; signal transduction.